Messenger RNA from Cydia splendana, 1816 nucleotides. It is a transcript of the gene Hs3st-B, whose product is annotated as heparan sulfate glucosamine 3-O-sulfotransferase 3B1. The record is from RefSeq and is a predicted model, not a curated record. Gene Ontology annotation, molecular function: [heparan sulfate]-glucosamine 3-sulfotransferase activity. The coding region runs from base 203 to 1249 and encodes 348 amino acids. The transcript is spliced from 6 exons. NCBI's taxonomy places the organism in Eukaryota, Metazoa, Arthropoda, Insecta, Lepidoptera, Tortricidae.
GAGAAAAAUCGGAUAUCGGAAACAGGCUGAUCGGAUGUCCGCUGAAUUGAUUUUAUAUUAUUUCGGUGAUAUCUUUUUUUACAAUCCCAUAUGAUUGUGUUAGCUUACUCUGAUAAGUUUUAUAAAUAAACAGCCCUGAUUUCUACACCAUGAUAACAGUUUGUUUACAUUAAGUACAAAGUUAUGAAACCGAAAAACAGCAAUGAAAUGGAUUCCGGCUUUUUCGAAACGAACAUUGUUUAUAUAUUUCAUAUUAUUAUUUCUAUUAUAUUUAUUUUAUGUUUUGAAUACUUGUUUAGUUGACGAAAGAAAGUUUUCCCUGAAACGUUUUCUGCUGAAGGAACAUUAUUCGAAGUAUAAAAGUGCUGCAGUUCGUUUUGUUUCUCUGCUUGGUUUCAACACACUAGAUGCUAGUGAUUACAAAUACCGGAGACUUAUAAAUCAAAAUGUAAUGCCAGUGAAAAGAUUGCCUGAUGCAUUAAUUAUAGGUGUUAAGAAAUGUGGAACCAGAGCACUUUUGGAGUUUUUAAGGUUACACCCAGAUGUGCGAGCCGCAGGUUCUGAAGUGCAUUUUUUUGAUAAAUUUUAUCAUAAAGGCUUUGAAUGGUACAGGGACAGAAUGCCACCAACCCUCGAAGGCCAGAUCACAAUGGAGAAGACGCCCUCAUACUGGGUGACGCGGACAGCUCCUAAGAGGGUCCAUGCCAUGAAUCCGGGGGUGAAGCUGCUGGCAGUUGUCCGGGAUCCUGUCACUAGGGCUAUUAGUGAUUAUACACAGUCGGCAAGUAAAACGCCCUCGCUCCCUCGUUUCGAAGAGCUGGCCAUAGUGAACGGCAGCUGGGGCGGCGCCGGGGCGGCGGCGGCGGCGGCGGCGGCGUGGCCCCCCGUGCGGCUCGGCGUGUACGCGCGCCCGCUGCGGCGCUGGCUGCGCCGCUUCCCGCGCCACCGCCUGCUGCUGGUCAACGGGGAGCGGCUGGUAGACGAUCCUGCGGCUGAAAUGGCGAGGGUGCAGGAAUUCCUCGGCCUCAAACGAGUGAUCACCGAGAAGCAUUUCUACUUCAACUCUUCCAAAGGUUUCCCCUGUCUCCUGAAGUCAGAGAGCCGUUCCACCCCCCACUGUUUAGGCAAGACCAAGGGCCGGAGCCACCCCCAUAUCAACCCCGCCACCAUAGAAACUCUAAGGGAAUUCUACAGGCCGUUCAAUGAGAAGUUUUACGAAUUAUCUGGUAUAAAUUUUGGGUGGCCUUGAUGUGUUGUGAUGUAUGGCUAUUGCCUGGAUAUUAAGGUAGUUUGUUCCUAAUUUAGUAACAAUAUAAUUUUAAUGUAGGUGCAGUUACGAUGAUUUGCGCAUGGAAUAAUGCGACAACAGCAGAAGUAUAGUCGAAGUGAGAAAACUGAUUUACAGUUACAGUUAAAAAUGCAAAAGGUAUAGAUAUUACCUUAGGUACGUCAUCAGUAAUAGGUAUACACAUAAGCCCACCGAUCUUUGGAUUUAGCUUUGAGAGUAAGUAGCACAAGAUAUUAUGUGAGCUUUUUGAGAUAGAGAACUAUUACAAUAAGAGUUACUUUGGAUCUUGUUCCAAUUUAGGAACAAGACCAUAGAGUAGUAAAAACUAUUAAUUUUAUUGCAUAAUUAGGGAAAACCUUAAAUAAGACCUAUAAUUAGUUGACUGAAUUCGAAUUUUUAACGGCUAGUAAGAUAAAAAAACUUCCAUUUUGUAAAGGUUUGUGGUUGGAGAAUGGGUUAGCAAUAAAUUAUGAUAAACAAUUACCUACUCUAGUUUCCAGGAAAAUACAGUACCUACUUAAGGCCUGU